Drosophila obscura is the source of this 5328-nucleotide messenger RNA. It is a transcript of the gene Bap170, whose product is annotated as AT-rich interactive domain-containing protein 2. Gene Ontology annotation, cellular component: SWI/SNF superfamily-type complex. Gene Ontology annotation, molecular function: DNA binding. The transcript is spliced from 4 exons. Lineage: Eukaryota; Metazoa; Arthropoda; Insecta; Diptera; Drosophilidae. The record is from RefSeq and is a predicted model, not a curated record. Gene Ontology annotation, biological process: regulation of DNA-templated transcription. The coding region runs from base 116 to 5161 and encodes 1681 amino acids.
UCACACUGUCACAGGCGUCCGCGUCGCGUUGUAAUUUUUUUUAAGUUAAUAAAUUGCGUGUGUCUUAUUAUUUUAAAGAAUGUAUUAAGUGUUACUUGACUGCGAGUAGCUGAACAUGACCUCAAGCAUCGAUAGUGUGCGCGUGCUGCUGCAGUCGCUGCCUGCAGCGGCCGCCGCCUUGGGUGGCAGCAACAACAACGCCCAGCAAAUCGAGCAGCAGUCACCGGCAAAGGGGCUCGGAAUGCUGCUACCAACAACAACGCCUUUGCGCGCCAGAAAUCCAUACCAACAGCAGCCACAGACUCCGGCGCCUUUCACGCCGGAAAAAACUGAAGGGAAACCUGCGUCGGCGCCCGAGGAGUUCUGGCGUGAUCUGCAGCAGUUCCACGAGAGACGCGGCACUCCAUUGACCCAUGCGGCCAAGAUCAGUGGCAAGCAUGUGGACUUGUAUAAACUCUACACUGAGGUCACAGAGCGUGGCGGCUUCAACAAGGUCAACAUGCGGGACGAGUGGGAAGAGGUGUACAGUGCCAUGGAGACGCUAAGGGAACGCUGUGUAAAUGGCACGGCGGGCAUCAAGCAUAUCUACCGACGGUAUCUGGACAAGUACGAGCGGCUCAACUUCUUUGGCGAGGAUCCGGACAAAAUGGAGGCUCUGGAGGCGGCCAUUGAGAAUGCUGAGAUGGGCAGCGGACGGGCCCGAUCCCGCGCAUUGGCCGGGGGAGGCGGCGGCCUUGGCAGCAUCUUUGGAUCCUCGCACUCCACACUGCCAGCGGUGCCCAUGUCCUACAAUCAACGCCAGCACAUCAUCAACGUGGACCGGCGACGGCAGUACAAGAUGUCCACACAGCUGCACAAGCACAGCAGCUACGAGAAGCUGCUGCUGUCCCUGCUCUCGCCGCUGCCCAACGAGCAGGACUUUGCCAUCAACGUGUGCACCCUGAUGGCCAACGAGGUGCGGCACACCCUCCAACUGUCCGAUUGCCCCAAGCUGCUGGACGUGCUGCUGGCCCAUCUGGGCGUCUAUGCGGACUACACCAUGCGCAAGCUGUUCCAGCACAGCUACGCCGAAGUGCGCCACCACUCGCAGCACAAUUUCUGGCGCGACCUGCUCUACGACAAGCCGCAGGUACUCGAGCUCUAUACCGACGAACAGGCCUGGCUGGACAAUGGCCUCAUCAGCAAGGAGGACAAGGACGAGCAGGAGAACUCCAGCGCUCGCAACGAGCUGCUGGCGGCAUGCGAUGAGCUGGACUUUUUGAAUCUGCGCCGCAGCAAUGGCACCGACGAGCGCAUGGGCCAGCGCGUGCUCCAGAUAGUGCAGCUCGUGCGGGCGCUCAGUUUCCAUCAAGAGAAUCAAAUACCGCUGGGCUCCAAUCGCACGCUGUGGCGGUAUCUGGUCAUGGGUGCCAAUGUACGCUGGAGCAACAUCCACAUUCAGGCCCUGGAGACGGCCGGUAAUCUGGCGAACCAGUUCGAGCUGCAGGACCCCACCACGGACGAGCUGUCGCGGAAUCUGCUGGCCACACUCUGCGAGGGCAUCGACUCCAACGACCGAGCCGUCAUUAUCAGCUGCCUCGAGAUCAUAUACAAGCUGUGCGGCAGGGAAGGCAACUCCCAGUACAUAAACCGCUGUCUGGGCCUGGAUUUCUAUCAGCGCGCCAUGCUGCUGCUCUCGCUAACGGAUGUGAUGCUCCUCAUCUUCACUCUGGAGGCAAUCUAUGCCCUAAGCUCGCUCGGCGCCCGUCCCUGCUCUCUGCUGAUGCAGGUGCGUGGCCUGGUCGACCAGCUGGUGGCAUUGAUAUCCGUCGAGGCGCAGACCUAUGGAGCUGACGGUUGCAUUUUGAUGCGCGUCGUGGAGAUGGUGCCGGGGAAUCUGAUUAAUUCGCUGGCCACAAAUCCCACGGCUGCCACGGCUGCUGCUCCAUCCGCCCAAGUGGUCGUCAAGCCGCCUGCCGCUCUUCCAAUACCGACGCCCGCCCAGACACAGGUCCUGCAAUCGCAGACAGAGCAGCAGGUUGUGGCUCCUCCGGUGCCUGCUCCGCCUACUCUUCCCGUUCCGAGUCUGCCGCAGGUUCCGCUGCCACUGUCGCUGCCGGUGCCCAGUCUGCCACAGGUUAUACUGCCGCCGGGCGUUGUCUCCAUGGCUCUGCCAGCCCCACCCUCCGCGCCGCAGAGUUUCACACACGACGACGAGCAGUACGCUCUGGCCUGGCUGGGAGCCACCUACGAGCGAGCAGGCGCCGGCCACGAGUUCCGCCUGGAGCAGCAGGAGCUGUACAGGAUAUACCUGUCGCACUGCCAGAAGGCGGGCAAGCUGUCGGUGGUCAAUCACAUGCAGUUCCCACGCCUGGUGCGCCUCAUCUUCAACCAGACCGUGGGACCCGUCAUCGUGCGCCACUUGGACGGCACUGAGCUGCCGGGCACCUACUACGUGGGCAUCCGGACGCGCGCCCAACCAUUGGUCAUGCAGCAGAAGGCCAAUCCAUCUGCAGUUCUUCUCAAGAAGGAAACUCUCAUCCUGCCCAAGCCGCAGUCGGACUCAACGCCAACGGAAGCAGCCGAGGAGACGGCUCCUCCUGCGCCCACGCCCACGCCGCCCACCAGCUCCUCCCUCAUCAAGAGUCUCCUGGCCAACAAGGUGACCGAGCGUCAGCAGAAGCAAAAGGCACAGGUGCUGUCGCAGUCGCCCCAGCCCCCGGCCCUGGUGCCCACCACAGCCUCCGCAUCGAGUGCCCCCUCCAACCAGCCCAUCAAAGUAACUUCCACGGCCAUCAGUGCCUUCGUGAACAAUCCGCUGAUGCAGCACACGCCGGUGAAGGUGGGACAGACCACCAUAAAGCCACUCCAUCCCCAGAUGGCAAUGGAGAAGAAACCAAUCACCGACUCGGCUCCGCCCCCACUGGCUCCGCUUAGUGGGGCGAAUGUUGUGACCAAGGACGCCAGUGGACGCACCCUUAUAAUCUCGGCAGCCACCAAACGAAAGCUGACCAUCGACGACGAGCAGAACAAGCGCCUGGCCCUGGAGAACGCCUCCUCCUCCGGCAAGGAGGAGCCCCAGGUGACGCCCUCAAAAAAUGCCGCCAAUCUGUAUGCGGACCUGGCUGCCUCCAUACUGGAGGAUGAGGACUUGGAUGACGUUCCGCCAUUGGCCAAGCCAAGUCAGGAGCAGCCUCAGCAGCAGCAUCAACAACAACAACAGCAGCAACAGCUGCAACUCAUCCCAGCCAAGGUGCAGUCCACCCAACGUCAGCUGGUCUUCCCCGGCAGCAGUAGCUCCUCUCCCGGCCCGCCACCGCAGCUCAAGCUGGCCACUACGGCCACCAUCAAGACGGACCAGGGCCUACAGACGGUGCCGGUGAUCCUGCAGCCGAAAACGUCGAUGGAUGCCUCCCCGGCCCAGCAGACAACGCAGUACGUCCUGGCCACGAAUCAGCAGGGUCAGACCUACCUGGUGGCACAGCAGACACAGCCCGCCCUUCCGCCAACCUCUCAGUCGGCACCGCCCACGCUGCUGGUCACACAGACGCCUCAGCAGCAGACGAAGACCAUCAUCAUACUGCAGCAGCAGCCGGGCGGAGUGUCCGCUGCCAGUGUGCCUGGCACGCAGAAGAUGAUCAUGACCACGGCGCAGGGCCAGCAGGUUCUGGUCACCACCACCACGGCCCCCCAGCAGCCGCAGACACGCCCCGCCAGCCAACACCAACAGCAGCAGAUCUUCAUCACGCCCCAGAGGCCAGUGGCAUCACUGGGAGCAGGGCAGAUGUCCCCCUCCCUGCUCUCGCAGCUGAAUCAGAUUCCGGCCACCAUCAAGCUGCAUCAGCCACAGCCGCAGCUCGCCUCGCCGCAGGUGACGGCUCAGCAGCGUCUGGCAGCCGCCAAGGCGGGAGCCACAUUGCCCAUACCGCAGUUGCAGCAGCACCAGUCGAUCAUCCAGCAGCACAUCAUCUCGGGCCCACCCGGAGCUCCAGCUGCUGCUGCGCCUGGCGAGAAGCGGCAGCUACUUCUCAGUGGCAUGAAAGAAACGACUCUCAUCACCCAGACACCGGCCACGGCGGCUCCCCUGCAGCAGAGCCAACUCAACUCGCAGACGAUCAUCACCACGCAGCCGCCCACAGCCACAGCCAUGGGGGGCAUGCAGCAGCAACACAUCCGCACCGUUCUGGAGCAACAGCAGCAGCACCAUCCAUCCAUCAUUCAGCAGAAGAUCACCAUGCCUGUUAUCCCGGAGGCGACUAAGCCCGUUACUGGCGGCGCUAUAGCCAAGAAGCCAAUGCAGCCACAGUUUGUGCCCGCUCUGAAGCCAACGCUCUCACAGAUAGUGAUGAGUACCGGCGAAUCCACAUCGACAGUGUCCGGCAAGCCGCUUUCAGUCCUGGCCGAAUCCAAGCCAGUAGAGUACACUCAGGCGGCAAAUAGCAGCACCUCAGUGGUGAUCAGCCAGGUGCAGACGGCGCCUCUGUACGCCACUCCGUCUGUGACAGGAGCUCCCAUUGUCGCUGCCAGUCCCUCGCCCGUGCCCGUGGACGUGAAUUGGCUGUUCAUCUGUGACUGGCGCAACUGCCCGCGGCGCAAGUUCAAAUCACUCAACGACCUCAAAUAUCAUGUGGUCAAUGUCCACUGCCCGGACCACCUGGAUGCCGAUGCCGACAUCUAUUGCCAGUGGGGCAGCGGUCCCGCCUUCUGCGACAACAGAGCUCGUCGUCGCUACUCCCUGAUGACCCAUCUGAUCGAUCGUCACCUGGCCUUGGAUAAUCUACGCGCCGGCGUGCAGCGUCGCCUGGCCACGGGCAUACACAAUGUGGCGCCUGCCCAGCCGCCCGUCACCAUUGUGCGGAACGAAAGUCAUGCCCAGAAGCUGGCGGGUGGCAGUGCACCGGCUCCAGCGCCGGCCCCCGUGGUGGGCAGUGCGGCGAUGCAGGCCAUGAAUCGGCACACAACGGACUACACCAACUCCAAGGAGCUGAUGGACGAGAACGAGGGGCCCGUCACCAAGAGUAUUCGUCUGACGGCAGCACUCAUUCUGCGCAACCUGGUAACCAACACGUCGACGGCCAAGCGCAGUCUGAAGCGCUACGAGCCCCACCUGGCCAAUGUGGCCAUGAGCAACGUGGAGGCCAGCGCCGUGCUUUCCCACAUCAUGUACGAGCUGAGCCAGUAGGAGGAGCUGCCGGCUCCCAUUUAUAUCCUACCCAUAUAUAUAUAUAUAUACCUGUAUUUUUGUACCAUUCUCUCUCAAAUGCCCGCUUCUACAUAUUAACCCAUACCUGACCUAACGACACAAUUAAAUGUGAAAAACAAACCCGGAAAACCGAUUCCUCCAAAUGG